This is a messenger RNA of Brachypodium distachyon (stiff brome), 2272 nucleotides long. RefSeq lists its product as uncharacterized. Gene Ontology annotation, molecular function: cyclase activity. Bases 373 to 2052 code for a protein of 559 amino acids. The record is from RefSeq and is a predicted model, not a curated record. NCBI's taxonomy places the organism in Eukaryota, Viridiplantae, Streptophyta, Magnoliopsida, Poales, Poaceae. Gene Ontology annotation, biological process: sesquiterpene biosynthetic process. The transcript has 2 exons.
GCCCACUCCUCAGCAAACGCUCCUCCCUGCGAACUGCGAUGCUGGAAACCAAAGCUUUCCUGUUUCCUCUGCUGCCCAUCCAGCCUACCAAAGCUUUCCUCGCUGUCUCUCCCAGCCUAGCAGCACACACAGCCGUGGCGGCGGAGGAAGGAGGAAGAAGGAGGAAGGAAAGAAUCUCGCCCGCCCUCCGUUUGCGCGUCAGAACUUAGUAGCCAAUAGUAUGUAUGUCCAUAUACAUAAACACGCAAUGCAACAGCCAUUCCUGUGGAACAUGACAAUUUAAGUCUGAAAGUUAAGGUUGCUCUAUCUUUGAAAGAAGGCUCGAAAGAGGUUGAGAUUGCUCAUAUUAUUUGAAGACUCCUGCUGAACAAAAUGGCCCUUAAUGGUAAUGGAAACCUCAAACCUGAUAUUCAACAAAUAGAGUCAACAACAUCAGAUAAUGAUCCAAGAGCCACAGUUAUCAAUACUCCUUCCACUCAGGGUGUUCCACAGCCGGGAAAUCAGUCGAGUGGGUUUCUGAACUUCAUGAAUCGCUUUUCUAGCGGUUCCCACUUAAGGAAGUUGGGUCCUUCCCCUUCAGUCAAAUUUCGACAGCUCGCACUUGAACGUGAUGAUUUUUCACGCUCUAUCCAUUCUGACCACCAUGAUAGUCAUGAGCAUUUCCAAUUGAUCAGGAAAAUUAACUGGGGUCAUUUGUGGGCAAUGGGCAAGGAUUGGAUAAGGCAGCCUCUAAACAUGGCCCUUUUUGUAUGGAUUGUUUGUGUUGCUGUAUCUGGUGCAAUACUCUUCCUUGUUAUGACUGGAAUGCUGAAUCAUGCUUUGCCUAGCAAAUCACAAAGAGACACCUGGUUUGAAGUGAACAAUCAAAUUCUGAAUGCAUUAUUCACACUCAUGUGCCUAUAUCAACACCCAAUGAGGAUCUAUAACUUUGUGCUUUUGUGUCGAUGGGACCAAAUGGACAUUUUAAGGCUUAGGAAAAUAUACUGCAAAAAUGGGACAUAUAAGCCUAAUGAGUGGAUGCACAUGAUGGUGGUUGUGGUCCUUCUUAAUUUGAACUGCUUUGCCCAGUAUGCCUUGUGUGGUCUCAACAUAGGAUAUCGCAGAUCUGAAAGGCCUCCUCUCGGUGUUGGUGUGACUAUUUCUAUUGCAAUUGGGGCUGUGGCUUUUGCUAGUGUGUAUAAUAUUGUCAGUCCUCUUGGGAAGGAUUAUGAUGCGGAGAUGAGAGAAGGUGACCCAGAAGCUCAGUUUGAGGUCACCUCAACUGAAGGCACCAGGCCAGCAACUUCACGGAAGUCGCUUGAAAAGAGAUACUCUUUUCUUCAUAGCGAAGAGCGCCGUUUCGUUGAGAGUAGACCUGAGUGGGUCGGUGGACUAAUGGAGUUCUGGGACAGUAUAACUAUUGCCUACUUGUCAAUUUUCUGCAGUUGCUGUGUCUUUGGGUGGAAUGUUCAGAGGCUUGGAUUUGGUAACAUGUAUGUCCAUAUUGCAACAUUUCUGCUCUUUUGCCUAGCUCCGUUCUUUAUCUUCAACCUGGCAGCUGUCAAUAUUAACAAUGAAAACUUGCGAGAAGCACUAGGGUUCACUGGUGUCGUGCUUUGCUUUCUCGGUUUACUGUAUGGUGGCUUUUGGAGAAUACAGAUGAGGAAGAGAUUCAACCUCCCUGGGAACAACUUCUGUUGCCGCAACCCCGACGUCACAGAUUGUUUCCAGUGGUUGUGCUGCUGUUCAUGUUCUCUUGCUCAGGAGGUGAGAACUGCUGAUUAUUAUGAUAUUGCAGAGGACAGGUCAUACAGAGGGCAAGCAACUGAGGAAAGUCAGCGUGUAAUAUCACCAUUGCCUCGUGAAGAUGGCUUGCCUCUUUUCAAGUCAACUCCAGCUUCGCCCUACAGGAGUAGCACCGCUAGUCAGUCAAUUUUCAUUCUGGAGAGUCCAUCAGCUCCACGGAGGUCCAACGGUGCAACCCCUAUCGGUGGCUCACCGACAAAAGGUGACAUGGUGAUGAAGGCGCCUGCUCCAUCUGUCCUACACAGAGAAGGUGAAGAUGGAUCGUAGCAUGCGGUGACUCAACAAGGCAAUUAUCACGAGUCUACUCAGUCCAUCCAGAUGGACCUGUAUAUUUGUUGUAAAGCAAAAUUACAAUACACGGCUCCUCACCCACGGCUGAAUUUUUAAAGAUGUAGAGUAUUCCGUUCUGCUCUGUUGUGUAAUUUCUGUUAGAUUUCAUGCGAUGCACUUGCUUUUGUGGUGGAAUGGGGUGGUGAUUUCCAGUAUU